Molecule: messenger RNA, 321 nt
Organism: Nycticebus coucang (slow loris)
Lineage: Eukaryota; Metazoa; Chordata; Mammalia; Primates; Lorisidae
Product: 60S ribosomal protein L36a-like
Exons: 1
Coding region: 1-321 (106 amino acids)
Biological process (GO): translation
Cellular component (GO): cytosolic large ribosomal subunit; ribosome
Molecular function (GO): structural constituent of ribosome
Source: RefSeq, a predicted model, not a curated record
AUGGUCAAUGUACCUAAAACCCAAAGAACUUUCUGUAAGAAGUGUGGCAAGCAUCAGCCUCAGAAAGUGACCCAGUAUAAGAAGGGUAAGGAUUCCUUGCAUGCCCAAGGAAAGAGGCGCUGUGAUCGAAAGCAGAGUGGCUAUGGUGGGCAGACAAAGCCAAUUUUCCAGAAGAAGGCUAAAACCACAAAGAAGAUUGUGCUAAGGCUGGAAUGUGUUGAGCCUAACUGCAGAUCCGAGAGGAUGCUGGCCAUUAAGAGAUGCAAGUAUUUUGAACUGGGAGGAGAUAAGAAAAGAAAGGGCCAAGUGAUCCAGUUCUAA